AUGGCACUGGGCAGCCAUCGCACGGCCGGAGCCCGCUCGCCGCCUCCCGCACUCUGGGCGCUGCUGGUCGCAGCGUCAUUUUCUCGGCCGGCGCCUUCCUCGGCGGCCGGCUUCGAGGCCCCACAGUGCGAAGGGCCGGCCAGCACCCGGGACAGCGGCUGCCACGCCCACUGGACGGGCUCCAAGGAGGUGGACUUCCAGGCCCUGAGCUAUGUCUUCAGCCGGCCGUUCCACCUGAUUGUGUCCUACGAUUGGCUGAUCCUGCAAGGCCCAGCCACCCCGAUAUUCGAGGGGGACCCGCUGGCUCUGCGCUGCCAGGCCUGGCAAGACUGGCCACUGACGCAGGUGACCUUCUACCGCGACGGCUCGGCUCUGGGCCCGCCGGGGCCGCGCCGGGAGCUCUCCAUCGCCGCGGCGCGCGGGACAGACAGCGGGCACUACCACUGCAGCGCCAUCCUCCGCGGCCCCGGGCCCGGGCGCCCGGAGACGGCCACCGCCAUGGCGAUCACAGUGCGGGAACUGUUUCCAGCCCCAGCGCUCCGAGCCACGCCCUCGGCCCAGCCCCGGGAGGGAGGCCCGCUGACCCUGAGCUGCCAGACCAAGCUGGCCCCGCAGAGGUCGGCCGCCCGCCUCCUCUUCUCCUUCUACAAGGACGGCCGGGCCGUGCGUGGCCGGGGCCCGUCCCCGGAGCUGCAGCUGCCGGCGGCGUCCGAGGCCCAGGCCGGGGCCUACUGGUGCGAGGCCGCCACCGAGGACGGCCAGGUGUGGAAGCAGAGCCCCAGGCUGGAGGUCAGGGUGCAGGGUCCUGCGAGCUCUGUGGUGCCGCCCGCCUUGAACCUGCCUCCUCCAAAAUCCUCAGCCCCAGGGACACCCGCUGUGAAGCCCCCCGGGCCCCCGCCUCCGCCGCCCAGCGCCUCCUCCGAGGGCCCCGGCCUCCCCUCUCCCCUGCAGGCGCCAGACCCCCACCUGCACCACCAGGUGGGCCUCCUCCUCAAGCAAAUGCAGGAUGUGAGAGCUCUCCUCGGCCACCUGGUCUUGGAGCUGAGGGACUUGUCCAGCCACCUGAAGUCGGGGGCCAGGAAGGGUCCUGCCAAACGCGCAUGAGCCAUUCCC
Pteronotus mesoamericanus is the source of this 1113-nucleotide messenger RNA. It is a transcript of the gene FCRLA, whose product is annotated as Fc receptor like A. The transcript has 5 exons. Bases 1 to 1104 code for a protein of 367 amino acids. Gene Ontology annotation, biological process: cell surface receptor signaling pathway. Lineage: Eukaryota; Metazoa; Chordata; Mammalia; Chiroptera; Mormoopidae. Gene Ontology annotation, cellular component: plasma membrane. Gene Ontology annotation, molecular function: transmembrane signaling receptor activity. The record is from RefSeq and is a predicted model, not a curated record.